GCGCAAACAGGUGUAUGCGAACAGGUAACGCUGCACCUUCCCUUUUUUUGUUUUUCUCCUGAAGGAGCGAACAGUAUGGCGUUUGCCUGACAAAUCAACACGUUCAAACAAAACUGAAAGGAUUUACAUUUAUUUAUUUUUUAUUUUUAUUUUAUUUAACAACUGGCUGCAAGAAAACCCUGAAGACUGGACUUUGGAGAUCCUGGAAAACCUCCUCACUCACCCAGGCAUGACUCUGCCUCUGUGCCUCAUGCAUGUGUGUCUGGACUGAUUACUGCCCCAACCUGUGCUCCAAUAACAGUAACCUCUGGAGAGGAUGACAUCUCUGCUCAACACACUCUCCCUGUGUCUCCUUGUCCUGUGGAUCUUUGUGAUCCGGGGAGAGUUGGUGGAGCCCCCUCCAGGAGUCCUCAUACGCUCCUUGACAGAGACGGAGACUGUCCUGCCUUGUCGCCACCAGCCCAGUGAGGGCAGCGUGGUGGUGGUGCAGGUGACGUGGUACCGGGAGAAUCCUGACGCCUCCAAGGAACAGAUCGUCACUGCGCACCACUUGAAUGGACAGACCGCGUUUGGGGCGUGGUCUUCACGUGUACGCUUCAAGAGCAGUGAGCCCACAUUGGACUCGGCUCUGGUUAUUAUGAGCACAGAGGUCUCGGAUGAGGGGAAGUUCGUCUGUCACAUCAGCACCUUCCCAUCUGGGAACUUCGACAGUGAGGUUUCCCUCAUCGUAUGGACCAUUCCUAUCUCCUCCCUGGACCCUGUGAUUCUGGUGGAGGGCCAGUCCUACCGCCAGGCCGCUUCCUGUCGCUCCAUAGCCCGCCCACAGCCCCGCCUCUCCUGGGACACCGAACUGAACGGCCAGUCCACGAACCGCUCCUCGGACAGCGGGGCGGUCUCCUCGCACUUCUCCCUGCACCCACUGAGGAGCAUGAACGGCCAGAAGCUGGACUGCCUCGUGUGGCAUCCGACGUCACCAAACCCCCGCAGACUCAGCAACCACCUGGUGGUGCACUUCCCUCCACACGCGGAGGUGUCCGGCUACAACAGGGACUGGUACGAGGGUCUGGAGAACGCUGCUCUGAGAUGUGUGAGUGGAGGAAACCCCAAACCACAGAGUUUCACCUGGAUCAGAAUAGGUGGAGAGUUGCCCAGAGGUGUGAUCCCUCACCCUAACGGAACACUCGCUUUUGGGCGACCUUUAAGCCUGUCUGACGAAGGCACCUACCAGUGUGUGGCAAAGAAUGAAGUAGGGGUAGGGAAGGCAGAGGUGGAGAUCGCCGUGGCAGUCGCCGAUGGGCGGUUCUUGCCUGAGAACAUGUUGAUGCUCAUCGUGGGGGGUGUGGCCAGCGGGCUGCUGGUCUUGAUGCUCAUCAUCGUCAUCACAGUCACGUGCCACCACAGACGCAGGAACACCAAGCUGGAGAGGCAGCUGACUGAGAAGAAGGAGGAAAUAUGCACUCUAUCCCGACAAGCUUCUUUCAGGAGAAUGAACUCUGUCAGCACAGAUACCAGAGGAGCGACGGAGGAGAACAUCCCUCUGAGGGUGGAGGGAACCCUGAGGACCAGCCUGUCGUCCCUCGGGGAGCAGACGUACUGCCGGGACAGCCGAUCUACUAUCUCAGGUGGACGAGGAGGAGGGGGAGCAUUUGACUACAUGGGCAGACCGGUCCUGCACAACAACACGCGCAGGGGACAGAGAGACAGGCCUCUGGAUAGAGAUGAGGAGAACAGACUCCGAGUGGAGACAUAUGUGAGAAAUAGCUCGAUAUCUUUGCAGGAAACUCGUUUCCACCCCCCUCUCACAGCCACGGCCUUCCCGAUGGUCCAGUCCACUGAGAUUGUGAGACAGCUCAAUGGCGGUGCCAUGAUCCCGUCGGAAAGCAGUUCACGGCCAGAGAGUGUCACCAAAACCCACCAGCACCCUCCACUGAGCUGCAACUACCCACCAGUGACAGAUGAUGAGGAUGAAGUGGAUGAAGGUUUGGGGGGUCCUGCCAGCCAGGAGCAUCCCGAUGACCAUGACAGCGAGACCAACAGCUCCCAGGUGUCUGAGGCUCACAGCGCCCGCUAUCAGCACACUAAUGGCACAUUAAGGCCCAAACCCAGACCAAGCCCCACUCUGAUGAGUCCCCAUGCCUCCCUCAUCCAUAAGGCUCAGAUAGUAUAGCCGGGGCCACUGGACAAAAACAUGCACAACAACAGAACUGACAGGCUGUUGGUCUGGAGGUGGUCGCAAUGUGGAUACACAAGAAAAACAUUUUGUGGUCAGUUUUAUGAAAAAGCUGCACCUUGACUACAACGGUACAUCUCCUUUAUUGUGAGAAACGGUGCAAUAGAACCAAAUCCUGAAAAGAAGGCUCUUCUCCAAAGCAUCUGAUGUUUGACUCUGGAUUUGUGACAUCUGCAGGAUCCACUGCGACAUACAUUCCCCAAGAUUACUGACACAAAGACCAAGGUCACAAUAUUUCCAGUUAAAUGGAUUGCAUUUAUAUAACCGUAUUGGCUUCUUCAUAGCUUUACAAGUCGCAUUCACCCAUUGCCAUAAAGUGCCUGUGCUACACUGGUUUCAGUAUCUUGCCCAAAGACAUUCUCUCACGUGGAAAGGAAAGAGCCAGGGAUUGAACUGCCAAACUUUUGAUUAUCGGAUGCCCUUAAUCCUGAGCCACAGCUGUUUCUGCAGCCAGCUCUGACGAACAGAUGGAUGGAGUAGGAUGUCAAAAACACUAAAAGACAGUGGGAAAUCAGGAAAUGCAGGAGAAGGCUGUGCUUACGUUGGUACAUCAGAAAAGUACAUUGCAACACCUCUGGAUACUGAGGGUGUUAGUUUACAAUAUCUGUACCUGUUAACUUCCCUUACACAACAUGGUUUGGGCUCUGAUCCAAAACAGGGCAAUCACGCUCUUGCCACACCUGCAACAUGCGCACCUGUGCCAUAUUGUUUGACUGUCCUC
Molecule: messenger RNA, 2951 nt
Organism: Solea solea (common sole)
Lineage: Eukaryota; Metazoa; Chordata; Actinopteri; Pleuronectiformes; Soleidae
Gene: nectin4a
Product: nectin cell adhesion molecule 4a
Exons: 11
Coding region: 317-2167 (616 amino acids)
Biological process (GO): homophilic cell-cell adhesion; heterophilic cell-cell adhesion
Cellular component (GO): adherens junction
Source: RefSeq, a predicted model, not a curated record